AUGCCACGUGAUCGCUAUCCGUUAUGUGCAAUAUUUUUACAAAUUGAUCCACAACUUGUUGACGUAAAUGUCCAUCCGACAAAAGCAGAAGUUAGGUUUCAUGAUCCAAAUUAUGUACGAAAUUUACUAAUAGAUUCAAUCAAAAAUGCCUUGUCAAAUAAAAGUCAUAUCGCAUCAACCACUAUCGCAUCUAGUGCUAUUGAAUUAUUUAAAAACCCAUUCGUUAAUAAAGAACCAGCUAUAAGUAAAUCCUUAAACGUGAAUAGUAAACCUAGCGAAUAUCGACCUACUAUAUCACCUACUGUACCUAAAUAUACGACAAAUAAUAGCUGCCAAAAAUUGAUAGAUACACUGCCCCAUGCUAAAAUAGAGCAGGAAGUAGAACAGCGUAUCCAAAACGAACCACAAAAAUCUUCGCAAUAUAGGCUUGGGGCUGCUAAAGCACAGCUUCAUACUACUUACGUCAUUUCACAGACGGAAGAUAGUAUAGUAAUUACUGACCAACAUGCAGCACAUGAGCGUCUUGGAUAUGAAAAAAUCAAGAAUUAUAUUAAGAAUGAAGAGCUGAUAAAACAGCGUUUACUUAUCCCUGAAAUAGUAGAGUUACCAGACGAAAAAAGAGCAGAUAUUUUAUAUGAGAACAAAGAUAAAUUAUCUAAAUUAGGCUUAAGCUUAGAAAAACUAGUAACUACUAGUAAACUAGUAGUUACUAGUAAACUAGUAACCGAAAUUCCCAAUAUUCUUGGUGAUAUAAACGUACAAAAGCUCAUUCAAGAUUUGGCUGACCAUUUAGCAGAAUGCGGCGAAGAUAUAGCCUUAACCGAAUUAAUUGAGCAUGUUACCGAGACUUAUGCUUGCCACUACUCUAUCCGAGCAGGACGAAAAUUAUCAGCGGAUGAAAUGAACGCACUACUCCGCCAGAGGGAAGAAACUCCAUUUUCAGGGCAGUGCAACCAUGGCAGACCUACCUAUAUUGAACUGAAGCUUAAAGAUAUAGAACGUUUAUUUGGUAGAAAAUAG
Chrysoperla carnea is the source of this 1020-nucleotide messenger RNA. Its product is annotated as DNA mismatch repair protein MutL. Gene Ontology annotation, biological process: mismatch repair. Lineage: Eukaryota; Metazoa; Arthropoda; Insecta; Neuroptera; Chrysopidae. The record is from RefSeq and is a predicted model, not a curated record. The transcript has a single exon. Gene Ontology annotation, molecular function: mismatched DNA binding; ATP-dependent DNA damage sensor activity; ATP hydrolysis activity. The coding region runs from base 1 to 1020 and encodes 339 amino acids. Gene Ontology annotation, cellular component: mismatch repair complex.